GUAUUUAUUUUCCUCCUCUGAAAUUAAUAUUAUUUGAAGAUUAAAAAAUAAAUAAAAUUGUUAAUCUCUCUCAAAUCUGGUACAGGAGAGAAGCAAUUUUUGCAAAAUCUAAUCAAAGAUCUCCGAUUUUUCUAUCAUUAUGGCAAUGAAGAUUUGGUUCAACAAAAGGAUCGUGGAUCCUCUUCUCCAGAUCCUCCGCAAGGGAGCAGAACCCAGGCAGUUGGCAUUCUCUGCAGCUCUGGGAAUUACUUUGGGAAUUUUCCCAAUAUGCGGGGUUACAGUUUUGCUUUGUGGGAUGGCAAUAGCGUUGUUGGGAUCUCAUUGCCACUCUCCAACUGUCAUGCUUACUAACUUCUUGGCUACUCCGAUCGAGUUGAGUCUGGUGGUGCCCUUCCUUCGCUUUGGUGAAAUUUUAUCGGGUGGACCUCAUUUCCCCUUAACUUCUGAUGCUUUGAAGAAAGUUUUGUCUGGACAAGCUUCGAGUGAGCUCCUCUUUAGUAUUGCCCGUGCUUUGUUGGGAUGGCUUGUUGCGGCACCCAUUAUUUUGGCCAUGCUCUACAUGAUAUUUUUGCCAAUUUUCAAGGUUGUCGUCCCCAAGUUCAGGAGCGUCCCUUCAAGCCCAAGGAAACAACAUCAUUCACUUCCUGAAGUUGGGCUCAAGGAAGGAGAUCACUAGAGAUGUCAUGGCCUCAUCACAUCUAUCCCAAACCAAAGGUAACAUAAUAAGAUGAUGAAGACUCAGCCUGCACUAUGCAGGUGGUACUUGAUGAAUCAAUAUGGGAAGAGAAUAUGGAUCAUGAUGAUGAUGAUCAGACUAUUAAUUACCACAUAGAUUACCAUGAGGUCGCUACUCAUCCAACUCCAACCCCCAAACAUCCUAUGCCAUAGAAUUUUUUUUUACCGAAUUUAUACCGUAAUUUCUCAUGUAAACAUUGCAAU
Messenger RNA from Hibiscus syriacus, 939 nucleotides. RefSeq lists its product as uncharacterized. NCBI's taxonomy places the organism in Eukaryota, Viridiplantae, Streptophyta, Magnoliopsida, Malvales, Malvaceae. Gene Ontology annotation, cellular component: intracellular membrane-bounded organelle. The transcript is spliced from 6 exons. The record is from RefSeq and is a predicted model, not a curated record. The coding region runs from base 140 to 676 and encodes 178 amino acids.